Molecule: messenger RNA, 936 nt
Organism: Grosmannia clavigera kw1407
Lineage: Eukaryota; Fungi; Ascomycota; Sordariomycetes; Ophiostomatales; Ophiostomataceae
Exons: 2
Coding region: 1-936 (311 amino acids)
Cellular component (GO): ascospore wall; lipid droplet; prospore membrane
Source: RefSeq, a predicted model, not a curated record
AUGGCCGACGUACCGACAAUGAAUGCUGGUGUUCCAGAGCCAUUUGAACGGCUGGGAAGCCGUCUGCAUCGGGCUGUUCAUGCCGCGCAUUUUCCACUCUAUGGCAUCUACUAUUUUGUGCGCCGACCGUUCUUCUAUCCGCUGUUCAUUGGGCGUCUGCUGCCCCUCUCCAUCAUCUCCUUUCUGGUUUAUCUCCUCCUGUUUGCCUUUGCCUUUCUUCCGCAGUUUGCGUUCCUCGCCAUCUUCCACGGCUGGGGUGCCUGGUUCAAUGCCAUCGUGCUCGUCCUGGGUGAGGGUCUGGUCAUAAUCCAGGGUCUCUUUGAGGGCUUCUUUGUCGACGAGUGCCGGGUAGACGUGUUUGAUAUAGGUUUGCAGGCCACCCUUAUCGACCAGGGCUGCAUCGGCCUGGUGGCUCCACAGCGACUGCUCACCCCGGAUGCGCCCAAUCCCGUCCGCAUGCUCGGCCAACCUACCGCCUCGGCUGCUUACCAGCCCUGGAGCAUAGUCCAGAUCGCGGAGCUGGCCGUCUGUCUGCCCCUCAACCUUAUCCCCUAUGUUGGCACGCCUGCCUUCAUCCUCAUCACCGGCACCCGCCUCGGCAAACUCUCACAGUACCGCUGGUACAAGCUGCGCGGCCUCACCCGUAAGGAGCGCCAGCGCGAAAUCCGUACCCGCAUUUGGGACUACACCUGGUUCGGCUCCGUCGCCAUGAUCCUCGAGCUGAUUCCUAUCUUCUCCUUCUUCUUCCUGCUGACAAGUGCCGCCGCCGCUGCCCUUUGGGUGGCCGAAAUGGAGAAGCGGGUCCCCAGCUUUGUCGCCUCCGACACCUCUGCUCCGACAGUUCAAGCCGCGAAUUUUGCAGAAGCCGUCCAGAGCACGUCUGUCCCUGGGAGUGAGACGGCAGCUGCCGUCCACUAUGAGGACAACUUUGUGUAG